Myripristis murdjan (pinecone soldierfish) is the source of this 1749-nucleotide messenger RNA. RefSeq names its product surfeit 6 (gene surf6). Gene Ontology annotation, molecular function: RNA binding; DNA binding. The transcript is spliced from 4 exons. Bases 121 to 1209 code for a protein of 362 amino acids. The record is from RefSeq and is a predicted model, not a curated record. Gene Ontology annotation, cellular component: nucleolus. Gene Ontology annotation, biological process: ribosomal large subunit biogenesis; ribosomal small subunit biogenesis. Lineage: Eukaryota; Metazoa; Chordata; Actinopteri; Holocentriformes; Holocentridae.
UCCGGUUUACUCACAAGCCACGCCCCGUUAUUUUCUACCCACGUGUGUACAAAACUGCAUGAUAUCCUGAUAUGUCUGCUUCGCUGCACUUUGUUGAAGGGUAGAUAUAUAUUUUUUUAAAUGGCUACUCUCGCGUCGAAGGACUCUUAUAUCCAAAGCCUCGUCAGUAAAGUCUGUGCUCAGCGAAGUCAAGAAGCAAAGAAGAGGCCAUACGUUCCUUUUAAGGGUAAAGGUGAUGCUGGUCCUCCCAAGAAGAAGCACAAACGGAAACAGAAAGCGCUUAAAGAAAAGGGCGCCAGUGAGAAGACACCUGCUCCUAAACAACAGCAGAAACCUUCCUCUAGCCCGGCAGCACAGAAAGGUCCGACUGCAGGCAAACUGAACGGCUCCACAGCUAAAACAGCUACAGCAGAAAACACACACACACCCAAAGGGGGAAAUGCUGACUCCAAAUUCUCCACAGUAGAUGUUUUACGCAAGAGAUUACAUGAGAAGAUUGAAGAGUCCAGGGGGCAGGGACCCCCAAAGGAUCCGUCCUCAGACGCAGUCCAGGCAAAGCGAGCGAAACGAAAGCUGGAACGGGAGCGCAAGAAGCGGAAGAGGAAAGAAUUCCUGAUGAGAAAGCGGGCGGAAAAAAAUGGUGAAGAACUGCAGCCCGAGAUUAAACAAGAAGAGCCUGCACCUGCUGCCCCCGCCAGCAGGAGAGAUGAGACAGCCAUCGUCUUCAACAAGGUGGAGACAGUGGAGGAGGGCUAUGUGGACAAAAUGGAGAAAAAGAAGAACAAGAAAAAGAGCGUGAAGGGCAACCUGACACCGCUGACGGGGAAGAACUACAAGCAGCUCCUGAGCCGUGUGCAGGCGCGCAAAGCGAAGCUGGAGCAGCUGAGGGAGAAAGACGAGGGCAAGGCCCACGAGUUGGAGGAGAGGAUGAAGUGGACCAACGUGCUGUACAAGGCUGAGGGCCUCAAGAUAAAAGACAACGAGGACAUGCUGCGAGAGUCUCUGAAGAAGAAGGAGAAGCGGCGCGAGCAGAUAAAGAAGCGCUGGGACAAGCGGUGCGAGGGCGUCGUCGAGAAGAUGCAGAAACGGCAGGACAAACGACGCAGGAAUUUACAGAAGCGCAAGAAGGGCAAAAUAGAGAAGAAGAAGGAGCGGGCGAGGAAGAAGGGCAGAGUGAUGCCUGAGGACUUGAAGAAGGCUGCAGUGUAGAGCAGGAAGGACAGGAGGCCUGGGCAACAUCAAUAUUAUAUCAGUAUUGUGAUUAUAAGGCUAGAUGUCAUCUGGGAUUUUGGAUAUCAGGAUAUGGCAUAUCUGUUGUCUUUUCCUGUUUUUUACAAGGCCUCAUUACAGUAAAUGCAGUUUUCUGAACUUAUUAGACUGUUGUAGCUGUUCUAUUAUUUGCCUCUCCCUGAUUGGCUAUCAAAUCCACAUUACUGAUGAUGAUGAUUACUAAAAAUCUCUUGUGUAAGUAUUUCAUGAAAGCAUCAGUAGUCAUCCCCACAAUAUUGCCACAAUAUCAAUAUUGAGGUGUUCCCACUGUAAAAUAACAAAGGUCUGAAUGAAUGAAUGGCCCUGUUUGAUCUCUGCCCUCAUUGCUUUUUUUUUUUUUUUUUUUGCAGUUAUUGUAGAUUAUGUACAUGAUUCAAAAAAAAAUUUCAGUCUUGCAUGUAUUCUGCCCUAGUCCUGUGUGGGACAAAGUUAACAGUGUGUUCUAUUCAGGCCAAUAAAACGUGACCCUUGAUAAUGACA